AUGGAAGUAUCAAGAUCAUUUAUUGUUCAAAGUUCAGUUUUCAUUAUACUUUUAUCGUUGAUUUUCAAAUACUUUAGUACAAAUAUUUCAUCAUGGAAAGAAAUAAAAGAUUUUCCACCUAUAAUUUCGCCUCUUGCUUAUCAAUUACUUAUGAGCAUUAUAUUUCUCAUAUCAAUCUCUUUAUCAUUUAACCCACCUACAACCAAAAUACAUUUCUUUAUUCUUUAUACAUUAGCUUUUCUCCAAAUUUUAAUCCCAAUGUUAUAUAACAGUAAAUAUCAUUGUACACUUCAAGCAGCAAGCUCGGUUUUUAAUUUCGCAAUUGCCUGCAAACUUUUGCUAUGGUUAAAAAAAUAUCAUUCACCCGACACACAAGAAUCAGAAUUUAAUUCAUUUUUUUCAACACUAUUUAUUUGGAGACCUGACCCAUUAAAAAUCGACAAAUCAGAGAAAAAAUACAUUGAUCAGAUUACUAUAAACGAUUAUUUUGUUAAUCAAGGAAAACGUUUUGCAAUAACUACUUUCAAAUUUUUAGUUUUUGAAUUUAUAUUGGCAUGGGCUGAAACUUACAAACCAAUUAUCCCAGAUAGAAUCUAUCUAUUUCGAGUUAUUGAUUAUUUCUUGACAGGAAAACCAUUUAUUACUCCAUUUUAUUUAUUUUACAAUUAUGUCCUGGCUGUAAAUAUAUAUAUAUUUAUUUCUUUGGCUUAUGAUAUUUUUGUGCUUUCUUUUGGACUAUUGCUUCCGCUACUCCAAAUAAUCCAAUCUUCUCAAUAUUCGGUCAACAAAAUUUCCAAAUCUCGAUAUCAAGCCAUACUAUCAUCAAAAAUACAAGAAGUUAAAGAGUGGUUGAUCCUUUUAUUAUUUCACACAAAAGUUCCAAUGAAUUUCCCUUUCAUAUCAACAAGUCCACGAGAUUUUUGGUCUAAGCGUUGGCAUAUUGUCCUUCGAGAAAUUUUUCUAGAUCUAGGUUAUGUUCCCGUCAAAAAUCUUUUUGGUAAGCAUAAAAAAAUUGGAAAUAUUUUUGGGAUAUUGUCUGCUUUUUUUGUUAGUGGACUAUUACAUGAAUAUAUAGUUUAUUGUAUGUGGGGUAAUAGUCCAGGUGAACAAAUGCUUUUCUUUUUGUUUCAUGGCCUUUUGCUUAUUCUUUGGGAAGUCGCUGAAGGUUUGUUGGUUGGAAAUGGAAUAGCCAUAAAUGAAGUAAAAGAUAGUUGGGGAAUAUGGUUAUUUAAACUGAUAUUAUUUAAUACUAUCGCCAUAUUUGGUAUUCCUUCGUUUUUUGAACCUUAUCUUCGUGAAGAUUCUUUUGUUUGUAUGAUUCAGGUCGGAUUGUUUCACAAUAAAAUAGGAUUAAGUUAA
Messenger RNA from Dentiscutata heterogama, 1359 nucleotides. NCBI's taxonomy places the organism in Eukaryota, Fungi, Glomeromycota, Glomeromycetes, Diversisporales, Gigasporaceae. The record is from the annotation of a GenBank genome assembly.